AGUAGGCUGGUCUCCGGGGCAUCUUCUUAGCGUGUGACCCAGAUUUGGGACUAACCAGUGACGGUAGUGGAGAAGGAGGGGGUGCUGGGCUAGUGAGAGGAAGACUGGAGAGGGCAGGAAGAAGGGCUCUGACCCCAGUAGGGUAAUUCAUACUUAAACCCUGGUCCCCAGGAAGGCGAGAUGAAAUGAGAUCCCAAGGGCAGGGCUCACACGGCAAGAAAACUGGGAGUGUUCCAAGACCGAGGAGCGGAGCCACUGGAAAAUCGGCUAAUAGGGGUUAUUCGGUAGCCGAGGCACUCAGGGCUGGGACUGGGGCAAGGUGCCACCCCCAGAGUUGCUGGGCAGCCCCGAGACCCCUUGAGCACCGACCAGAGAAACUACGAGAACUGUCCACACUUGAACGCUGUUCCUCAGAGUCGCAGACCUCUAACGCUAACCCUCAUUUCUUGGCAAUCACCCCCAGGGAACUAGACAGUCGCCUAGACGUUGGGGAUGAACGCUUGGAUUCCAGGUGCAGGUUUGCUGAGCGCCUUAUAAGUCCCCCUCCACCAUAUCAUAGUCUAAUAAAUAAUUUUUUUGAGCCACAGAACCUAAUAAAGGUGAAGAACUUUAAAGAAAAGACAUUGGUGGAAAUGGGGACGCUGAACAAACAAAUAAAACAGGCUCAAAUCCAGCAGAAACUGCUGCAGGAUGACAAUGAGCAGCUAUACACUGAAAAGUUACUUGUCCAGGCUGAAAACAAGUUGUAUCUGGAAUACCUGAAUAACAAAACUGAGUACUAUAGAAAAGUAGAUGAGAAGCUGUGGAAUACCUAUUUACAAAAAUGUGGAAAGAUUCAACAAAGAAGAGAAGCAGCAGCCUCCAGAUAUGAACAACAAACUUCAAGGCUUAAAACAGAGCUCUUGGAAAAGGAAAAGAUUCAAUCACAUUUGAAGCAGCAAUUACAGGACAUGAGGGACAUUUCUAUGUUAAAAGAGAUGCAGGAGCUAGAAAUACAGACAUUACAGGAGAAGGAGAGAAAUGUCCAAGCUGAAAUAGUUGCAGAGAAACGGGAAGUACAGGUCCAGUUAGCUGAGGAAUUCUUUUUCUUCGGGAAACAACUGAGUGAGCUAGACUUAAGGCAGUUAGGAAAGAGAAAAUCGAAGCAUAAGAGUAAGACUCAAGCCUUGGAGUUGGCAGCAAAGGAAUCUUUUUUUGAGUUCUCUAGUGGCCUCAUCAGAGAGAACCAGCAGUUACAGAAGAAAUUGCUGCAGCUAAUCCGUCAAUCUUUGAUGUUGGAGGCUUCUCAAAGCCACUUAAAAAGUUGGAAGCAGCAGCUGCAGCAGGAACAGUGGUAUCUGGAGUACUUAACCCGCGGGAGGCAGCAACUGCAAGGAAGGCAUAAUUGGUGCCUAAAAGAACAGGAUGCUCCACAGACUGCAACUAGCCCUCCCCUAGGCACUAAGACAAGGAUUGAUUCACAGUAAUUCCUAAAAUAACAUUGAUUAAGUAAAAAGUGGAACAUUUUUCUUAGUUACUACUUAAAUUAAGCUGGUUAGGAAGGCUUUUGGAUUGCAGAUUGCUUCUGUAAAAUAUUCAUCCUGAUGAGUUCCUGUAAGAGAUUAGAUGGACUUUUUUCCAUCAGUCCUUCUAGAUAUUUGUGUAACUAGCUUCACUUAAGUAGCUUUUUCUUUAAUUAGCCCUCGUUAAUAAGACGUUCCAGACUUUAGUUAACCUAACAUGUGACCCUAAUACCUACCUAUUUCCCAAACACCCAUAUACAUCAAACUAGCUCAAGAAAACCAACUUGAGAAGUGAAACAGUUGUGAUUAAUCAUUUAGUUAAAUUAGAUUUCUCUAUAGACGAAGUACCUUUAAGGAUAGCAUUUCAGAUUGUUAGUGCUUUCUGGUCAGUUAACAGCCAUUAUCAGUUU
Molecule: messenger RNA, 1912 nt
Organism: Otolemur garnettii (small-eared galago)
Lineage: Eukaryota; Metazoa; Chordata; Mammalia; Primates; Galagidae
Gene: CCDC121
Product: coiled-coil domain containing 121
Exons: 2
Coding region: 186-1466 (426 amino acids)
Source: RefSeq, a predicted model, not a curated record